GUGAUUGUGGAGAAGGCGGAGAGAAGUGAUAUACCCAACAUUGAUAAGAAAAAGUAUCUUGUUCCAGCUGACUUGACAGUUGGACAAUUUGUAUAUGUGAUUCGGAAAAGGAUCAAACUGAGUGCGGAGAAGGCAAUUUUCAUAUUUGUGGACAAUGCCUUGCCACCCACAGGGGCAAUUAUGUCUGCCAUAUAUGAGGAGCAGAAGGAUGAAGAUGGUUUCCUCUAUGUUACCUAUAGUGGAGAGAACACAUUUGGAGACCAGAUCUUAAAGUAG
Messenger RNA from Ilex paraguariensis (yerba mate), 276 nucleotides. The record is from the annotation of a GenBank genome assembly. Lineage: Eukaryota; Viridiplantae; Streptophyta; Magnoliopsida; Aquifoliales; Aquifoliaceae.